GGUGCGAGACGUAAUGAAUACACCCCUUGUUCGUGUACGUCUCCCUCGACGUGUUUUGUUAUUGUGGAAUCCUGUCAAACACCCGGAGAGGCUCAAAGGUUUCAAUUGAUUGAGUGGACGGCGCUGUGCUGUGCUGUGCUGUGCUAGCCACCUUUAAAAAAAAUAUAUAAUCUAACUUACAUAUUUAUUUUUGUUUGUUGCUAUAAAGCUCCCCAAAAAACUCCGCUCAAUUCGACGCCAUGGACGUUGGUCAAGCAUGCCCCCCUGCCCCUACUCUCUCUCUUGACCCAGACAUCAACCUGAACUCUCCCAACAAGGGCCUGGGCCCUGCAGGAGGAGCAGACCCGCUGACUGAUGUCCCCGUGGAGGGCGGAGCCGUGGGGGUAUCCUCCAUCAACACGUUACCCCCGGGGCUCACAGAGGAGGAGGCUGAGGAGAUCCGCUCUGAGCUAGUCAAGGUGGAAGAGGAGAUCAGCACCCUGAGACAGGUGCUCCUGGCCAAAGAGAAGCAUUCUGCUGAUCUGAAGAGGAAGCUGGGGCUGAGCCCCCUCAACGAGCUCAAACAGAACCUCACCAAGGGGUGGCAGGAUGUCCAGACCUCUAAUGCAUAUCUUACAGCGUCUGCAACUUUGGAUGAAAUUGCCCGAUCUGAAGCGUACAAGAAGACUCAGGAAACCCUGUCUGUGGCGGGACAGAAGACCACUGCUGCCUUCUCCACCAUGGGAACUGCCCUCAGCAGGAAACUGGGAGACAUGAGAGCGCUGCCGUUCUCUAACUCCUUUAGUAGCAACUACUCCAUCCGCCAUUCGAUAAGUAUGCCAGCGAUGAGAAACUCUCCAACCUUCAAGUCGUUUGAGGACAAAGUUGGAAACAUCAAGUACAAGGUGGUUGGAGCCAGAGGUAACGGUGAAGCAGUCCAGUCCCCGACCGACACAAACCCUGUUCAGGACAACGCACCCUUCUGAAGAUCCCCCCCCCCCCCCACACACUCCCCUCCUCCUCUCUCUCAUCACCGGGACUGUGACAUCAUCAUUAAGCGCCUCAUCACUGAGUGACACAUGACCUUUGGCCUAAAGAAGUCACCUUCUAAUCUCCACAUUACUCACUACUGCCUCCCUCGCCUGACCUGGAAAACGUAGUGCCCUAUAUCAUUAAUACUACUGCCCAGUCCUAAAUCACCCCCUAGCCCCUACUCUGUAGCCCCUACCCUCUCCCUUGUGGAGAACUGAAAGGACUGAAGUGAUGUGUGCAGUAUGGCAACAAUUCCACCUAUGCUAUGACAGGUCAAGGUGGGAGCCACUACUAUAUUGUUUAAACCAAUAGGUUGAUUUGUUGCAUAUUGCUUACUCUUAUCUAGUUCCUUCAGAUCUCCACAAGUGCCUAGGAGGUUAGGGGCUAAAGGUACGUUUGGAAUCUCCCUCCUCAGCCCCCCCCCUCGCCUACCAAGAGCAUGUGCAUAUCUCAUCUCACUGUGCAAAUACAAACUACCGCAAUAUACAACCUGAGGUUACAUAACAUCAACUCACCACAGCUUGUAAAAAAAAUAACAAAUGACAACUACGGUAAACCAUUUUGUAUUAUAAAACAAUUUUACACUGCUUUGCAUAAUGUUUUUACAUGACUUAUCUGUAUGUAUAAAUAUAUAUGAAUAAAUAUAUUGUGAACAAUUACUGCCAGUCGGCAUUCAUCGGUAAGUAUGGCUGACGUGGAGGCUCAAAGAAAAAGGUAAAUAAAAAAACACCAUCGACUACAACAAUGAUCAGUUUGGUGCCCUGCUGAGAGUUUCUGUUUGGUGCCCUGCUGAGAGUUUCUGUUUGGUGCCCUGCUGAGAGUUUCUGUUUGGUGCCCUGCUGAGAGUUUCUGUUGGUGCCCUGCUGAGAGUUUCUGUUUGGUGCCCUGCUGAGAGUUUCUGUUUGGUGCCCUGCUGAGAGUUUCUGUUUGGUGCCCUGCUGAGAGUUUCUGUUUGGUGCCCUGCUGAGAGUUUCUGUUUGGUGCCCUGCUGAGAGUUCAGUUUCUGUUUGGUGCCCUGCUGAGAGUUCGAUUUCUGUUUGGUGCCCUGCUGAGAGUUCGAUUUCUGUUUGGUGCCCUGCUGAGAGUUCGAUUUCUGUUUGGUGCCCUGCUGAGAGUUCGAUUUCUGUUUGGUGCCCUGCUGAGAGUUCGAUUUCUGUUUGGUGCCCUGCUGAGAGUUCGAUUUCUGUUUGGUGCCCUGCUGAGAGUUCGAUUUCUGUUUGGUGCCCUGCUGAGAGUUCGAUUUCUGUUUGGUGCCCUGCUGAGAGUUCGAUUUCUGUUUGGUGCCCUGCUGAGAGUUCGAUUUCUGUUUGGUGCCCUGCUGAGAGUUCGAUUUCUGUUUGGUGCCCUGCUGAGAGUUCGAUUUCUGUUUGGUGCCCUGCUGAGAGUUCGAUUUCUGUUUGGUGCCCUGCUGAGAGUUCGAUUUCUGUUUGGUGCCCUGCUGAGAGUUCGAUUUCUGUUUGGUGCCCUGCUGAGAGUUCGAUUUCUGUUUGGUGCCCUGCUGAGAGUUCGAUUUCUGUUUGGUGUGUUUCUACAAUGUGGAAGCAAGGCUUUAGUGUAAAGACCAGUUUCUACCUUCAUCAGAUGGCUAUCUUUAGGCCUUACUCUUUCAGUCUUAUUGCUUUCUGUUACUUUGCUGGUAUAAAAUAAAUGUAAUUUUUUUUUCUAUUCUUUCUUCAUCUGGAAGUUGUAGAAUAUCGUUUAGCCUGGGAGGUGUUUGCUUUCUCUCUUAUUUUAUAGGCUCAAGUGUUUACUGUUAUUGUGCCACAUCUGAAAUGAUCAACUGUCAAAUACAGUCCAGACAGCUCUCUGUGUCCACCAUUUUUAUUCUAAGAAUUGUCCUCGUGCCUCAGGCAUAACCCCACCACACACUUGUAUGCACACACUCCUGUACCCAGACGUACUCGUACCCACCCUGUGACUAGCUCUACUGUUAUUUAUAUAUCAACAACACUUCCUGUUUUGCCAGUGUGCACUAACCCAUCCCUCUUUACACUAGAACACAACUUGAAAUAGCUUCUAUUGGUUUGGUAACAGUCACUUUUGGUUAUUUUCAACAUGAUGUAUCUAUGGAGAUUGUAUUCCCCCAAUUUAGUGUUACAUUUCUAUCCAGGGGAUGGAGUAUUCAUUUACCCUUUAACUUUUUAUUAUCAUUAUUUUUUAUUAUUUAGUAGUGAUGAUCAUAUUUAGUUUGUGUUUUUUGAUGUCUGAUUCUUGGUUGGAGUUUAAAUAAGGUUUGUUUUUAUAUUUAAUUGCCAUCUGUAAAUCGUUGCCAAUAUGUAAUUUACCUGUCUGUUACAGAUCUCUCUCUCACUUUCAAAUUAAUACCAUAGUUAUUAUAUAGAUGAUAGGUCUGCUACGAUCUGGACCGGUUUCCCCCAGACACAGAUCAGACCAGAGAAUUUCCGUUAGGAAUGCGUUUUAGUCCAGGAUUUAGCUUAAUCUGUUGGCAGACAGGGCCUCCCUAAGGCAACCCAAUUCAUGUUUUGUCCGAUUUUUAUUGGCAAAAGAUCUGAUCGGUCAAAAAGACCAAUUUUAGUGGCGAAAGAUCAGAAUUGGGCUGCCUGUGUAAGCGCAGCCUUAGUAUAUUCCGUUGUCUGUGGUUAUGACGGCGCAAGGGGAAAGGCAGAUGUAUCCCAUAGAUUGUGUAGAGCUACAAAAAACAUUGUUUGGGUCUAAUGUACAUUUUUGGGACGCCACAGCUGAAUUUGUUAAAACACAUUUAUUGAAGGCAUGUACAAUGUUGGGAAUGAUAGGAAUAUAUAUAGCUUUAUUUAGAAUGGGAGCCUAGUUGUAGACCUUUAAAUGGAUAUGAGAAUGGUGGAUGAAUUCAAAUGUUGGUUUGUCAUAUGUUGAGAAUAUCAAUAAAGCAUUCCUUUAAACAAAG
This is a messenger RNA of Oncorhynchus kisutch (coho salmon), 3895 nucleotides long. Its product is annotated as tumor protein D54-like. The transcript has 9 exons. Gene Ontology annotation, cellular component: cytoplasm. The coding region runs from base 240 to 965 and encodes 241 amino acids. Lineage: Eukaryota; Metazoa; Chordata; Actinopteri; Salmoniformes; Salmonidae. The record is from RefSeq and is a predicted model, not a curated record.